Messenger RNA from Lemur catta (Ring-tailed lemur), 2101 nucleotides. RefSeq names its product WAS/WASL-interacting protein family member 1-like. Lineage: Eukaryota; Metazoa; Chordata; Mammalia; Primates; Lemuridae. The record is from RefSeq and is a predicted model, not a curated record.
AUGCACAAGACCCCGCACCCCGCCUGCCCGGUCCCAGCCCUGGGCCUGCGGGCUGGAGGCGCCCGGCCGCCCGGGCAGGGAGCGCCUUUCCUAGCGUCCCUCCAACUCGGCGCCCUGCUCGCUCUGUGUCGGGGCCGUCAAGCCGCUUUCCCCACAAAUGUGGUCUUUGCAAAGAGCAAAGGAAAGUGGCGCCGGUUUCUGGCCGCUAAAGCCGGAGCGAGCGUGGCCGCCGAGCCGCAAAACCCGCAGCCGGCUCCCGGGCCCCGCGUCGCUCCCGGGGGAGGCCCCAGAGGAGCGCCAGCCCGGGCGGGACAGCGGCGGGUGCGGGUCAGGAGCCGGGCUGGCCCGCAGAGGCCGCGGGGACCGGCACCGCGGGGAGCUCACCGCGAGGCUGGAGGCCGUGUCUGCGGCGCACGAGGAGCCAAGGCGAUCGAGGAGCGCUCUGUGGCGGCGGCGAACGCUGCUGGAGAGGUGCCUGCCCUGGAGGAGUCACGACCCAUGCUUGGAGACACAUGCCUGGACUUGGCAAGUCAAAAGUGUGGCCAGCGCAGCCCAGAGGCCGGAGCAGAUCCGGGUCACCCUGGGGCUCAAAAAUUAUGCUGGCUGCGCCCCCAGCCAGGUCUAGCAGCGGGCUCUGCCCCCAAGGCCCACUCCUUCCCCUCUGUUCCUGGACCCCCAAGCUCCUCCUGCGCCCGGGGCUCCCCACUCCCGCUCUGCCUGGGCCUUUCUCGUCCCGGUUUCCCGGCUCUGGCUCUGAGCUGGCCGCUCCCCCCUCCCUGGGACCAAGCCCAGCAUUUUACAAACCCAGCUCCAUUCUCCAAGGGUCCCCUGAGCACCCCUCCCUCACUCUGCAGGGCACUGUACAAGGACGAGGACGCUCACCCUUCCUCCCAUACUCCCCAAGUCCCAGAGCCGCCCCCGACCCCAGAGCUCCCCUGCAAGGCCCUCGAUGCUGCAGAGACCGCAGGGAACCCGCUCUGCCCGCACCUGAGCCCUCCAGCGAGAAGACCCUGGAGCCCACGCGUGACUCUGAAUACAAAUCUGUGCUUGGGAGGCCCACAUCCGCCUGUGCCUGAAACCCCUGCCCAGAGCCUGGCCCAGAACCGCACCAGUGACACUUCUGCCCUGCCCCGGGGUGCCCCAGACACUCACCUCUCCGGCUGUGGCUGUGGCUGGGACUGUCUGCUGGCCUCAGUUCUGAGAGCGUUGGGGUCCCCUGAGCCACAGGCCACAGCAGCUCACCUCGGGACUGGGGUCUCUGGCCGCUCUGGCCUGCUGGGGCUCAGGCUGGGGGGCGGGCUGCCCAGGGGGCUGCGCCACAGGGGACGAAGGGCUCUGGGGCCAGGGGCUGGAGUCUACCUCCUCCCACACAAGCUCAGCAGUGAUUCUUCGGCCCCUGGAGAAAACCAAAAAGGUGUUCCUGAGAUGCUCCCUGUCAAAACCAAACAGCCCCCCACCCGAGCCAGCGCCCUGGUCCCCUCUCCCUCCCCAGGCUGCCUGCGGGUCUCCUGGCCAGGGCCUGAGCACGUCCUCCCCCCCUGCCUCUCUGCUCCUGGCUCUCCCUGUCUCAAAGCACAAGGGAGAGAGUGUCAAGAAGUUCACCCAGAAAGGGCUUCUCAGCAGCCAGGGCUGAGACAGCUGCUGGAGGGGCAGGAGACCCUCCUGCUGGGUGGCCAUGAGGUGCACACGGUGGCCUGCCUUGAAGGGGCACAGCACGAAAUAUGAAAGUCUGUCCCUCCACCUCCCGACGCUCGCCCUUGUGUGGGAGCAGGGAGGGCCCCCUGCAAACCCCACAGGAUAGGCAGCCCAGGACUGAGAAGGCUGUCGAGUGGGGUGCAGCUGGCUCCUUUGGGAAAUGAGCCCCUCCCCACAAACACCACCCUGGGUGGGUGGAGGAGUCUGGGGUCCAGGGUGCGAAAGAAACUUCAUGCAAGAUGCAUGUAGUCCCGGCGGAGCUGCUGUGCCCCAGCUCUUCUUGGAGCGUGGCUGGCGGGAGAGCCAGGCGCGCUGUCAGCAGGAGGGAAGCCCUACUUUUUGAGACCCUGCUGGGGACGUCAAGCACAUUGUACCUCAUGGUCCUCCUCCUCACUCUCCUUUCCAA